Erigeron canadensis is the source of this 1419-nucleotide messenger RNA. RefSeq names its product alpha-1,3-arabinosyltransferase XAT3-like. The record is from RefSeq and is a predicted model, not a curated record. The transcript is spliced from 2 exons. NCBI's taxonomy places the organism in Eukaryota, Viridiplantae, Streptophyta, Magnoliopsida, Asterales, Asteraceae. Gene Ontology annotation, molecular function: glycosyltransferase activity. Bases 1 to 1419 code for a protein of 472 amino acids.
AUGGUUUUCUUAAGUACGUCUCAAGUCGAGCAACAAAUAGGUGAAAAAGAUGGAAAAGUUAUUCUCGAGCCGCUAAAUCCCCCUUCGCGUGACAAUCACACCAAAAGUAGCAUUUCGGGCAAGGGUGAUCAAUUGGAUAAACAACAAUUUAGUGUUCCAUCAUAUGUCAAUCACACCAAAAGUAUAAGUUCUGGCUCCCAAUCUAGUGUUAAACCAACACCACGUAUUCUUCCUUCUCAAAGCAAAAAUGAUAGUUUCGAAGAUUUUCAUGAAUUUGUCAACUCAGUAGAUUGCACCUUAUCAGAAGCUUUAUCAGAUUAUUGCAACAUCAAAGGGAUGACAAGAGUUCAUGGGCCUACCUCCACCAUUUUCACUAGUAAUUUGGAUGGAAAUAAGUCAUGGGUCAUAAAACCUUACCCUAGAAAGGGAAGCGGUGCGAUGAAAUCUAUUCGAGAAUGGAAGAUAAAGCCUGAAGAAGAUCAAGAUAUGCCAAGUUGCGCAACGAUUCACACUGAUCCCGCCAUCAUUUUCUCAAUAGGUGGUUAUUCAGGAAAUCUUUUUCAUGAUUUCUCUGAUAUCAUAAUUCCUUUGGUCACAAAUACACAAGCUUUCAAUCGAAAAGUGCAUCUUUUGGUGACAAAUAACAAAAGUUGGUGGAUUUAUAAGUUCCAAACACUACUAAACCAUCUUUCUAAUUAUCAAGUUGUCAAUAUUGACAUUGAAAACCAAAUACAUUGCUACCCAAACACAAUCAUUGGCCUAAAAUCGUAUAAAGAGCUAGCCAUCGACUCAUCUAGAUCAAUCAACAACUACUCCAUGAACAAUUUUCGUGAUUUCUUAAGGUCCACUUACUCUUUAGAAAGACGAGAAGUGAUCAACCUAAAAUCUAACAAUAACCAAAGGCCACGUUUAAUGAUAAUAUCAAGAAAAAGUACAAGAAGAAUAACCAACGAGGCGAAAAUUGUGAGAAUGGCUCAAAAGUUAGGGUAUGAAGUAAUUAUAGCAAAUGAAACUCUAAUUACUAAUCUUUCAAAAUUUUCUCAAAUUGUGAAUUCUUGUGAUGUGUUCAUGGGAGUGCAUGGAGCCGGGCUAACGAACAUGGUGUUCUUACCGGAUCACGCUGUGGUAAUACAAGUGGUCCCACUCGGUGGGAUCGAGGGGAUUGCUAGAAUGGAUUUUGAGGAACCAUCAAAAGACAUGAAGUUGAGGUAUUUGAAGUAUAGUAUAAGGGUGAAAGAAAGUUCAUUGUCGACACAAUACGCAGCUGAUGAUGUCGUUUUAAGAGAUCCAAUUGUGAUACAUAAACAAGGGUGGGAUGUACUUAGGAAUACUUAUUUGGUUCAACAAAAUGUAAAGCUUGAUGUUCGAAGGUUUAGAUCCACUUUAUUAAAAGCUUUAAAGCUUUUACAGACAUUUUAA